This is a messenger RNA of Serinus canaria (Common canary), 1217 nucleotides long. RefSeq names its product mitogen-activated protein kinase kinase 6 (gene MAP2K6). Lineage: Eukaryota; Metazoa; Chordata; Aves; Passeriformes; Fringillidae. The record is from RefSeq and is a predicted model, not a curated record. Gene Ontology annotation, molecular function: MAP kinase kinase activity; ATP binding. The transcript is spliced from 12 exons. Bases 77 to 1081 code for a protein of 334 amino acids. Gene Ontology annotation, biological process: MAPK cascade; protein phosphorylation.
CGGCUCGCCCCUCGGCGGGGCCGCGCGGGGGACGGCUCUUUGUGCGCGCGCCCUGCCCCCAGCCCGCCGGGGGACAAUGUCUCAGCCCCGAGGCAAGAAGAGAAACCCUGGGCUGAAAAUUCCUAAGGAAGCAUUUGAGCAACCACAGACAAGCUCCACGCCACCCAGAGAUCUGGACUCCAAAGCCUGCAUCUCUAUUGGUGAGGAGAACUUUGAGGUGAAGGCCGAUGACCUGGAGCCCAUCUCGGAGCUGGGCCGGGGCGCCUACGGCGUGGUGGAGAAGAUGCGGCACAUGCCCAGCGGGCAGAUCAUGGCAGUGAAGCGCAUCCGAGCCACGGUGAACAGCCAGGAGCAGAAGAGGCUGCUGAUGGACCUGGACAUCUCCAUGAGGACAGUGGAUUGUCCCUUCACUGUCACCUUUUACGGGGCACUCUUCAGAGAGGGAGAUGUGUGGAUUUGCAUGGAGCUGAUGGAUACCUCACUGGACAAAUUCUACAAACAUGUCAUUGACAAAGGCCUGACGAUUCCCGAGGACAUCCUGGGGAAAAUCGCCGUCUCUAUUGUAAAAGCCCUAGAACAUCUCCACAGCAAGCUCUCCGUGAUCCACCGAGAUGUAAAGCCCUCUAACGUGUUGAUCAAUACGCAGGGGCAGGUGAAAAUGUGCGAUUUUGGGAUCAGCGGUUACCUCGUUGACUCUGUGGCUAAAACCAUGGAUGCAGGAUGCAAACCCUACAUGGCUCCGGAGAGAAUCAACCCCGAGCUGAACCAGAAGGGAUACAGCGUCAAAUCAGACAUCUGGAGCCUGGGCAUCACCAUGAUCGAGCUGGCCAUCCUGCGCUUCCCCUACGACUCCUGGGGCACUCCCUUCCAGCAGCUCAAGCAGGUGGUGGAGGAGCCCUCCCCACAGCUCCCAGCAGAGAGGUUCUCAGCAGAGUUCGUCGAUUUUACCUCGCAAUGCUUGAAGAAGAAUUCCAAAGAACGGCCAACAUACCCAGAGCUUAUGCAACAUCCUUUCUUCACCCUGCACGAAUCCAAAGAGACAGACGUCGCCUCUUUUGUCAAGCUCAUCCUGGGAGACUGAGAACUGGACUGGGAAAAGAAUUGCCCUUCUGUGGACUGGUGGGUGCAGGGGAGGGGCACGUGGCAGGACUUGUCAUGGAAGCACCAACAGAAAGGGCUUUGGUUUGGUUUGGUUUGGUUUUAUUCUGAGAAACCCC